AAAUACUCAAGUGAAGUGAAAGUACUUCAAAUGUUUACUUAAGUAUAAUAAUUGAGUAAAGAACUUAGGUACUUUCUAUCACUGGUUACAGGUACUUUGCAUGUCAUCUGAACUGCACUCAAAUGUUCAAAAAUGUUCAUCACAAUCAAUAAAAAAAUCUGGCCCUCUUUUUUUGGACACCCCUGGUUUACGCUUUCAAUUCUAGAGGCUGCUCAGCUUAGAAGUGUUGUGUAUACCUGUUAUCAACACCUGUUAUAAGAUAUGAAACUCUAUGUACUUGAGUUGUAACUUUACACUCUUCAGUCCUCAUUCAUAUUAUUAAUUACUACCCAGAUUUUCCUGCUAUGUCAAAUCCUCAAAGUAUCUAAAAGCAAAGUAAGUAUUCCACUUUUUUAUGGGCUCCCUCGAGCCAGAUGAAUUAGGAUCCUUAGGCCUAAGUGUAACAUGUUUGUUACAUUGUACCCAUACUAGAAGUACAAUGGCAAGAAGAUGCUUUUACCUAAAAUAACCGAAACAUAAAGUGUUUAUGUAAUGGGUUGAUGGAAGUAGCAUCCUUCUAAACCACUAAAAAAAGUUGUGUCCUGACAUAGUCAAGUAUGUGGGUUUCUGUGUGUGUGUUUAGCUCUAUGCUUAUGUUGGCUAUCAUUGCUAGCUCAGGGAUUCCUGUGCACAUUAGUGACUGCAUGAGUUGGGUUUAGGUUGUUUUGUGUGUGGGUGUACAUGUGAGUGUGUGUUGUGCUUGCUCUCCCUUUAUCUCCAUAACCCCUGCCUAUUCUCUCCCGGUCUCUCCCUCCUGUUGUCCCAGCAUGGCUGCAGGAUGGCUGCCCUGUGGACUCUCUCUCCGCUGCUCUCUGCCUGCCUGUUUUGGCCCACAUGUUUGGCCUUGACUCCCGGAGCCGAGCCUCUGCAGCCCCAAAACCUGCCCCUCUCGCUGGGCUUCAACAGCAGCGAUGGCAGCCCAUCUUUGGAUCUUCCCAUGGCUCUUAGGGUUUUCAGCGUAGAUUAUCACCAUGUGCAGGCUCCCUUUGAGAUCGUGCUGUGGAUCAUGCUGGCCUCACUGGCCAAGCUGGGUUUCCACUGGUCAGGUCGGGUCCCAGCAGUGGUCCCAGAGAGCUGUCUACUCAUCAUGGUGGGCCUUCUGGUUGGAGGAGUGAUCUAUGGCGUUCGCCACUCUGCCCCCCCAACCCUCAGCGCUGAGGCUUUCUUCCUAUUUUUGCUCCCACCGAUUGUCUUAGACGCAGGAUACUUCCUGCCAGGGAGGCUGUUCUUUGAAAACCUUGGCACCAUCCUCUGGUAUGCGGUGCUGGGAACCCUCUGGAACGUGUUAGGCAUCGGCCUGUCUCUGUAUGGUGUUUGUCUGCUGGCUCACAGCUCUCUUGGAGACGUGUCUCUGCUCCACUGUCUGCUGUUUGGCUCUCUGAUCGCUGCCGUGGACCCCGUGGCAGUGCUCUCUGUCUUCCAGGAGAUGCAUGUUAACGAACAGCUUCACAUCUUGGUGUUCGGAGAGUCACUGCUCAACGACGCUGUUACUGUGGUGCUCUACAAGCUGUUUGAAUCCUUCCUACGUCUGCCAUCAGUGUCAGGGGUGGAUGUGUUUCUGGGGGGGUGCAGGGUUUUAGUGGUGGGCCUGGGGGGACUGUUUGUAGGCCUCUUCUUCGGCCUGCUGGCUGCCCUCACCUCACGGUUCACCUCCAGAGCCCAGGUCAUCGCCCCGCUCUUUGUUUUCCUCUACUCAUAUUUGUCCUACCUGACCUCGGAGAUGCUUCACCUCUCUGGAAUCAUGGCCAUUGUGACCUGCGCUGUGACCAUGAAGCAGUAUGUGGAGGCUAAUGUGUCCGAGCGCAGCAACACCAGCAUCCAGUACUUCCUGAAGAUGUGGAGCAGUGUGAGUGAGACCCUCAUCUUCAUCUUCCUGGGCGUGUCCACGAUACAGGAUGUCCACAUGUGGAGCUGGCCUUUUGUCUGCUCCACGCUGCUGCUCUGCCUCGUCUGGAGGGCCUCAGGUGUUCUCCUGCUGACCGCUGUGGUGAACAAGCUCCGGAGGAACACUGUGACAUUCAGAGAUCAGUUCAUCAUUGCUUAUGGAGGCAUGAGAGGGGCGAUCUGCUUCUCCCUCGUCUUCCUGAUCGAUGACUUCCCAAAGAAAAGACUCUUCAUCACAACUACCAUCGUGGUCAUCCUCUUCACUGUCUUUGUACAGGGGAUGACUAUUAAGCCUUUAGUAGAAUUGCUGGAUGUGAAGAGGAAGAAGAGAGGUCUCCAUACAGUCAGCGAGGAGAUCCACAGCAGGCUCAUUGACCACCUGCUGGCAGGGAUAGAGGAUGUGGUUGGAUACUGGGGGCAGCACUACUGGAAAGACAAGUUUGAGCAGUUCAACAAAAAGUACCUUCGUCGUUUCCUGAUCCGUGACGAUCACCAGGCCCACUCCAGCAUCCUCAGAGUUUACCAGGAGCUGGAGAGAAGGGAGCAGAGGGGAGACGAGGAGGCCCCGCCAGUAGUGGACCCUCGCUCCAACAGCCGUCCCCUCUUGCCCGAGGAGAUGGAGAGCAUCCGGCGUAUCCUCUCAAGAAACCUUCAACACUUCAAUAACAUGCAAAGACCGGCCUACAGCAGACACACUUUGCACCAGGACGCCACCAUGGACCGAGUGAGGAAACCUCUCCACAGACACCAGAGUCUGGGAGAAAGAUACACGUAUAAGGCUCAGGGGGAGGAUGGAGAGUUCAAAAGCUCCCGCAGAGGGAGAGCAGGACUCAGCAGGUCCCACACAGUGUGCUCCAUGAGCCCGAGGCCUGUCCUGCAGGAUGCAUCAGUCCCAGCAGCUUCAGCUCCGGCCAGAGGACAAGUGGAUCCCAACUCUGAAGCCUCCAUAGAGGAGCAGAUUUCUCCACAACAACAAGAAGCACCUUUGGAAAGAUCUGCGAGGAAACAACUCAGCUUUGUUUUGGAGAGCGAGAAGCAGCCAUGAAGGCAGACUGUGAGAAAGAAGAUCUUAAAAGUGUUUAAAAAUGGCUCCAUAAAGAGAUAAUUACCUCAUGUUUAUUUAUCCAUAGAGCUGUGAGUUUUAAAGGUUGAUAAAAGGUUUUGCAUUUUCAUGGACCCCUUGAAAUUAAAGCUUUUA
Molecule: messenger RNA, 3121 nt
Organism: Eleginops maclovinus (Patagonian blennie)
Lineage: Eukaryota; Metazoa; Chordata; Actinopteri; Perciformes; Eleginopidae
Product: sodium/hydrogen exchanger 2-like
Exons: 13
Coding region: 818-2968 (716 amino acids)
Biological process (GO): proton transmembrane transport; regulation of intracellular pH; sodium ion import across plasma membrane
Cellular component (GO): plasma membrane
Molecular function (GO): potassium:proton antiporter activity; sodium:proton antiporter activity
Source: RefSeq, a predicted model, not a curated record